AUGACCAGUGACAACAAUCAUCACAACAACGAUAGCAGUGGAACGUAUUUGCCAUUAAAACCCACCAUGAAGAAAAAUCUUUCCACACAUCGAGUGCUAUCACUGGGGGCUGGAUUGAUUGUGUUUGGGAUGACAGGAUUCUACAGUAUUCCUGGAAUGAUUGCAGAUGGAGCGGAGGGAUCCAAGCUGGUUAAUUCGUUUUAUUGUUCCGUAAUGUCCUUGACAACUGUUGGAUUUGGUGAUAUUUGUCCGGGAGAGACGGAUGUAGUAGGAAGGAUAUUCUUGACCAUGUUACCACUGUUUGGAUUGGGCUUUUUCUGUGGUCCAAUCAUGGACUUGGCAUCCUCAUGGCAAAAUAUGGUCCCAGGAGGGGCCUUUUCGGUAGGAACCUUGACGUUAAUGAUGGGUGUUUCCAUGCUGACGACGAUAGAAGAAUUGUCUUACUCGGAAGCGGUCCAUCUAUGUGUCAUAACAGGGACAACGAUUGGUUAUGGUGAUUUGACUCCUCGGACAGACGCUGGUCGAUUUUUCCUGGCAUUGUAUGCCAUUGCAAACUGCAACGUAAUGGGUGGAUUUUUGGGUCUGGGGCGAGCAUUUUUAGAAUCCUAUUGUGCCGUGAAGGACCCUUCACUGAGUGUGCCUUCUGGUGUGCCCAAGAAAAAGACAAGGCCACCGACUACCCCUGAGAAAAUCGCGGCGUUUGGCAAAGAGAAGGCAUCAUAG
Cylindrotheca closterium is the source of this 723-nucleotide messenger RNA. The record is from the annotation of a GenBank genome assembly. NCBI's taxonomy places the organism in Eukaryota, Bacillariophyta, Bacillariophyceae, Bacillariales, Bacillariaceae.